UCCAACCUCAUAUCUGAAGGACAAGAUGCCUCUCCAGUCCCUUCUGUCUUCCAGGAGCUUCGAUCCCAUCCAGGCUGAGAGCGCACAGUCGGACAGAAAGACAUUUGAGCAGCUGAGACAGGAGUGUCUCGACAAGGGGGUCCUGUUUGAGGAUCCAGACUUCCCUGCCUGUGACUCCUCACUCUACUACAGCCAGAGUGUUCCUGUCCAGAUUCAGUGGAAGAGGCCUCCGGAAAUAUGCAAAGACCCAAAGUUUAUAGUGGGAGAUGCAGACAGGACGGACAUCUGCCAAGGACAGCUUGGCGACUGUUGGCUCCUUGCAGCGAUUGCUUCUUUGACACUAAAAAAGGACAUAAUGGCCCGAGUCGUCCCCCGUAACCAGGACUUUGACUAUAAAUACGCUGGCAUCUUUCACUUCCAGUUCUGGCAGCACAACAAAUGGCUGGACGUGGUGGUGGAUGACCGACUGCCGACAGUGAGAAAUAAUCUCAUCAUGCUUCACUCCGCCUCCAACAACGAGUUCUGGAGCGCUCUGAUGGAAAAAGCCUACGCCAAACUAAAUGGCAGCUAUGAGGCUCUGAAAGGCGGCAGUACCAUGGAGGCUAUGGAGGACUUCACUGGUGGAGUUGGAGAAACGUAUGAAACUAAGAGUGCUCCAGAAAACCUGUUCUUGAUCAUGAAGAAGGCUCUGGACCGAGGCUCCAUGAUGGGAUGCUCUAUAGAUAUCACCAGCUCUGCAGAGUCUGAGGCCAAGACCAGUACAGGCCUGGUGAAGGGACACGCCUACUCCAUCACAGGCGUGGAUGAGGUGAGUUUCAGGGGUCAGAAAGUCAAGAUGGUCCGGAUUAGAAACCCUUGGGGUCAGGUGGAAUGGAAUGGCCCUUGGAGCGACAAUUCCAGAGAAUGGAAUUAUGUGGACAGUGCUGAGAAAAGCCGUCUCCAGCAGAAUUCGUCUGAUGACGGGGAGUUCUGGAUGGAGUUUGAGGACUUUAAAAAGAACUACGACAAAGUUGAAAUCUGCAACAUGACUCCUGAUGCUCUCAGUGAUGACACAAUGUACAAGUGGACGAUCAACACAUUUGAGGGCAACUGGAUUCGUGGCUCCACCGCUGGAGGCUGCAGGAACUACAUUGACACUUUUUGGACCAACCCUCAGUUUAAGCUGGAGCUGAAGGAUGCUGAUGAUAACCAUCAUCUGUGUAGUGUGGUGAUUGCUUUAAUGCAAAAGAACAGACGAAAACUAAGGAAAGAAGGCUUGGACUUGGAGACCAUUGGCUUUGCUAUGUAUCAGGCUCCAGAUGACGACGACCACAUGGGAAAGGACUUCUUCCGCUACAAUGCAUCCAAGGCUCGUAGCAGGACCUACAUCAACAUGCGGGAGGUGGCAGAGCGCUUCAGCCUGCCCCCCGGUAAAUACCUGCUGGUCCCCACUACCUUCCAACCACACCAAGAGGCUGACUUCCUCAUCCGCAUCUUUUCUGAGAAGAAGGCCGGAGCUGUAGAGAUGGGGACCACUGUUGAUGCUGAUCUGCCAGAUCCACCCAUGCCCAGCCCUCCAGAAGAGGAAACAAGUGAAGAGAAAAGCCUGAGAAGACUUUUUGAGCAGCUGGCUGGUUCGGAUAACGCUAUCAGUGUCAGAGAGCUGCAGCAGAUGCUGAACGGUGUUCUCAGCAGGAGAAAAGAGAUCAAAUUUGAUGGCCUGAGUCUCAGUACCUGUCACAGCAUCAUCAAUCUAAUGGAUGUGGACAACACGGGGAAGCUAGAAUUCCAGGAGUUCAAGGUGUUCUGGGAAAAGAUGAAGAAGUGGAUUAUGCUUUUCCUGGCCUUUGACACAGACCGCUCAGGAAAGAUGUCCUCCUAUGAGCUUCGUAAUGCUCUGAAAGCUGCAGGCAUGCAACUGAACAACAGGCUACUGCAGCUGGUUGGCUUGAGGUUUGCUGACGAUGACUAUGAAAUUGACUUUGAUGACUACCUCACCUGCAUUGUCCGUUUAGAGAACAUGUUUAGAGUUUUCCAGGCGCUGGACACAUCCAACAAAGGGAAAGUGAACAUGAACAUCAUGCAGUUCCUCAUGUUGUCAAUGAAUGUCUGAUGGAGGAGCGAAAUGCAAACAGGUGCUGGGAAAGAAGCAGAGGAUUUUUUUUUCUUGUUCAUUUUUAAGUCACUUUCCAUCCAGUUUACAAAUGUGGAAAACUGUCUAAACCAAUCUGUUUACAUGCUGUGGGUUCAACUCUGAACUGUGCAGUCUGGAUCAUGUUGAACUAAAUUUCUCUGUAAACCUUUGAAUACAAAUACAUUUUUAAUCGAAAGUGUUUUUAUUUUUGUUAAAAAUCAGGCCGAUAUAACUUCUUUCAGGGGCUCAGGCUCCGUUAGAAUGAGCAACAUAAUCUUAAAAACAUUUUGAAUAGAGAUGUUCCAUGUUUUGCCCCAAUCCAAGUCAGUCAUUUGUUUUUAUAAUAAUAAUAAUAAUAAUAAUAAUAAUAAUAAUAAUGAAAAUAACUGUAUUUAUACAGUAUUCAAACAAAGUGCUGUGCAACCACAGAGAAAAUAUAACGCAAGUAAACAAUAAAAACAACAGCAUGGAUGAGUUAAAUGCAACAAACCAAUUUCACCAGUGUGUGGCAACUUUAACUUUAAAGCUAGGUACAGUAGGAACCAACACUUUUUAACAAUUUGACUUAGAGGCAAAAAUAUAGUUUCUAAAAAUCAGUUUAUUACUAUAUUUCUACUAAUGAUGAUGCAGGACAAAUGAUUAUAAAUGGUGAUUUAAGGUAAUAUCAACUGAGACAAUGAAUAAACUCUGAUGAAAUAUGA
This is a messenger RNA of Nothobranchius furzeri (turquoise killifish), 2814 nucleotides long. It is a transcript of the gene capn9, whose product is annotated as calpain 9. NCBI's taxonomy places the organism in Eukaryota, Metazoa, Chordata, Actinopteri, Cyprinodontiformes, Nothobranchiidae. Gene Ontology annotation, biological process: proteolysis. Gene Ontology annotation, cellular component: cytoplasm. The record is from RefSeq and is a predicted model, not a curated record. Gene Ontology annotation, molecular function: calcium ion binding; calcium-dependent cysteine-type endopeptidase activity.